AGCAUCAACACAGCCAAGCACAUGACCGAAGGAGAAGAUCAGGAUCAGGAACAAAGGCGGAAAGAAAUUACGAAGAUACGGAAUGAGAAGCGUUUGGUUUAAAGACCAGUCGGAAAAGUAAUAAGUGGAACCGACAUAGUCGCUUAGCAGAGUUGUCAAACCGUUAUUCAUCUUAAGUUUAGAAUAGACAGGAUCAACUCCAGUGCCCUUGGAUGCAGUAGCCUAGCCUAUUUAUACAUAUAUUGCAAAUGCACAUGCCUAUGUUUAUUCCUUAAAGUGGAUGCAACCAUUUGGCCACUGUAAUAACUUAAUUUCUUACCACAUUUUAGUUGCUGCAAUGUUCUGACAAACAGAGAAAAAGUCGGACCGAAAGAUAGGCUAAGUAGGCUAUAGGGAAAGCAAUCGGGAGCACAAAUUCGUAACUUUAUUACUUGACGUCGACCAAAGAAUGGCGCUCGCCGAGUUGCUGCUCGUAUUCGCAUGCUGGUUGUGCGUUCACGGGGCUGCACCCAGACAAGAAGUCAAAGCAGAGUCAUGGCUGCAGCAGUAUGGGUACCUGCCGCCGGGAGACUUGCGCACGCACACCGCACGCUCACCAAACUCCAUCACUUCCGCCAUCUCUGCCAUGCAGAGGUUCUACGGCCUGAAGGUCACCGGUACAAUCGACCCCAGUACCCUCGAGGCGAUGAAAAGGCCACGCUGUGGUGUCCCAGAUAAGUUCGGUGCGGAGCUGAAGACCAACCUGAGGAAGAAGCGCUAUGCUAUCCAGGGACUGAAGUGGGAAAAGAACGAAAUCACAUUCUGUAUACAGAACUACACUCCCAAAGUGGGCGAGUAUGAGACCCACGAAGCCAUACGGAAAGCCUUCAAAGUCUGGGAGCGCGUGACCCCGCUAAAGUUCCGCGAGAUCCCCUACAGCCACAUACGGGACAAGGUCGAGAACUUCGCCGACAUCAUGCUCUUCUUUGGCGAGGGUUUCCACGGCGACAGCAGCCCCUUUGAUGGCGAAGGCGGCUUUUUGGCUCACGCCUACUUCCCUGGUGCAGGCAUCGGAGGGGACACACACUUCGACGCAGCUGAGCCCUGGACUAUUGGCAACCGGGACCUUUUAGGUAAUGACGUGUUCCUGGUGUCCGUGCACGAACUGGGCCAUGCCCUCGGUCUGGAACAUUCCAACGACCCCUCCGCCAUCAUGGCCCCGUUCUACCAGUGGAUGGACACAGACAACUUUGAGCUGCCCGAAGAUGAUCGGCGCGGAAUUCAGCAGCUCUAUGGGUCAGGCUCUGGGGGUCACCCACGCCACCCCAUCACCCCGCGCACACCCCACCAUACACCCCGGCCCACUCACAGACCUGGAGGCCCCCGUUACGGCCCUGAUGUCUGUGAGGGCCACUUCGACACCAUGGCCAUCCUCAGAGGGGAGAUGUUUGUCUUUAGGGAUAAGUGGUUCUGGCGAGUACGUAACAACAGAGUCCUCGAUGGAUACCCCAUGCCCAUUGGGCACUUCUGGCGUGGUUUGCCUUCAAACAUUAAUUCUGCAUAUGAAAGGGAAGAUGGGAAAUUUGUUUUCUUCAAAGGGGAUAAGUAUUGGGUAUUCGCCGAGUCUAACUUGGAGCAUGGCUACCCUAAGACCCUGAAGGAGAUGGGCAGUGGACUCCCCAAGGACAAACUCGAUGCUGCCCUCUUGUACACGCCAACUGGCAUGACCUACUUCUUCCGAGGAAACAAAUAUUAUCGCUUUAAUGAGGACACACGCUCUGUGGACCCCGACUAUCCCAAGCCCGUCAGCGUCUGGCAGGGAGUGCCCGACAAUCCUAAAGCCGCUUUCAUGAGCAGGGACCAAGGUUACACCUACUUCUACAAGGCCAACAAAUACUGGAAGUUCAACAACCAGCAGAUGCGUGUGGAGCCUGGCUACCCCAAGUCUGCUCUGCGGGACUGGAUGGGCUGCCCUGAAGAGGACCCCAAGACGGGCGGUGGUGGCGACGAUGGCCACAGGCCCAACCCCAACCCCAACCCCAACCCUGACAUCCCGGAUUACGGCACGCCCGACGAGACAGACGACACGCACCGGACGACGGACAAGGAGACAAAGACGAAGGAGGAGACGGAGGUGAUCAUCAUCGAGGUGAAGGAGGAGGGCGGCAUUGGCGCAGGGGCCGGGGCAGCGGCAGUGGUGGUGCCUCUCAUGCUGCUGGUGUGCGUCAUCUUCACACUGGGAGUGCUGCUCUUCUUCCGUAGGAACGGCUACCCUCGACGCCUGCUCUACUGCCAACGUUCCCUCUUGGACAAGGUCUAAACGAACUGGGGAGUGAGGGGGAGAGAGAGAGAGAGAGAGAGAGAGAGAGAGAAGGUAGAGAUAACAGAGUAGGGAGGAGGAAAGAGAGGUUUAAGAGGAAGGGAGAGAGAGAAAAAGAGAAGAGCGGAGGAGUGAGAGCUUGAUUGAGAAGAGGGGGAAAGGAAACAGAGGAUCAAUGCUUGUGGUGAUAAUGUAGAUAGAAAAUGUAACUAUUAAACCCAAUCGGAAUCACAGUAAAGGGAGCCAGACAUGGCUAUGCAUCACUACCAACACGCUCUGCACAGAAUCACAGCCUCACGCCGAAACUAUUCAACAAGAAGAACAAAAUAACAAACUCUUAUCAAAAGUAUCGAAGACAUCAAUAUUCAGCUCUUAAUGUUGGGCUUUUCCAUUGUACCCAAUGGACUCCUGUCAUGCUAAUCCUGCCUCUGCUAAGGUUACAGGCAGAUGAUCUCCCUCCAUCCUCUCCCCCUCUUCAUCUGUCUCGCUCUCCUCCUCUCUGGCGGUCUUUGACCUCUCUGAGUGUGUAGUUGACGCCAGCUGAUCGCUGUUUGUUUAGCCUUUUUUAUAGUUGUUGUUGUUUGUUUGUUUUUCAUUGUGAACUGUAUCCAUGACUACAAGCCCACAGUCAUCAGUCUCCAGUAUUACAAGCAUGUUGUACGAAGGGGGAAUUUGAAUCAAAAUGGAGACAGUCUCCUUGCAUGGUAAACACCAUGGACAAAGCCAAAUGUUUUGCAUUGGGUCUUCAGGCCUCAUUUGUUGCACAUUUCAUAUUGAGUUACACAAUGGACACACACACACACACACACACACACACACACACAUUCACAUACAUAGAAAUACAUUCACAGGGCAAUGUGUGUCCUGUAAGACAUUCAAAAAGCAAAGAAUCCAGAGCCAGUAUUGUGUUUUUUUUUAAGUUCCUGCCCCAGCCCAUGGUCUUUCUACACUAAAUGCUGAAAUGUUUGUCCUGUGUCCUGUACUACCCCAUAAUAUUGUACUGUAAUGUUUAUGGCUAAUGACUAUUAUAAUUAUAAAUGAUAAUGUCAUUAUUGUUAUGACUAUUAUUAUUAUUGUUGUUGUUCUCCUUUGUAAAGACUGUUGUUUUAACAUUGCAAUUAAAUGUCCUGCUGGACAGGCAAUUAUGAAGUGGCCUUUAUUUUGGGAAGUGAAGGGAGGGGGGAAUGUUUUGAAAUCUGUUUUUUUACAUCUCAAAAAUAAAUUGAAAAUAUGAAAGUAAC
Messenger RNA from Alosa sapidissima (American shad), 3540 nucleotides. It is a transcript of the gene mmp14b, whose product is annotated as matrix metallopeptidase 14b (membrane-inserted). The record is from RefSeq and is a predicted model, not a curated record. Lineage: Eukaryota; Metazoa; Chordata; Actinopteri; Clupeiformes; Clupeidae. The transcript has 10 exons. The coding region runs from base 449 to 2299 and encodes 616 amino acids. Gene Ontology annotation, molecular function: metalloendopeptidase activity; zinc ion binding. Gene Ontology annotation, biological process: collagen catabolic process; extracellular matrix organization; zymogen activation. Gene Ontology annotation, cellular component: extracellular matrix.